Molecule: messenger RNA, 2168 nt
Organism: Carassius carassius (crucian carp)
Lineage: Eukaryota; Metazoa; Chordata; Actinopteri; Cypriniformes; Cyprinidae
Exons: 4
Coding region: 173-805 (210 amino acids)
Biological process (GO): apoptotic process; negative regulation of autophagy; positive regulation of apoptotic process
Cellular component (GO): myosin complex
Source: RefSeq, a predicted model, not a curated record
GUCCAAUACCAACAUCUCGAGCGAAAGGAGCAGAAUGAAAGCGGAGCGAGUUCGUGUUAGUAAAUACAAGCGGAGUGAAGACGGAAUAAAAGAGCGCUAACACAAAAGCGGAAUAAAAGCAGCACUGACACACACAUUCAAGCACUGGCGGGCGGUUUUGCUAACUCCGCCGAUGGAUGAUGAGGAGGAUGAACAGCUUCCUCCCUUCUGUGAAACACUGCUAAGAAACAAGAGCUCAGAGAACAGAGACGGCCCACGAGGUGCGCUGGGACAAACGGCUUACAGACACGGACGCUUUGAAGACAGAUCGACGCAGACUGCCAGAACUGUUCUGAAUUCAGCGAGAGACAGAGAUAUGGCACCAUUUCAGGGUUUAGAGAGAGAUGCAUCAUCUCCCUGCAGAGCUGUGGACGCCAGGACUGCAUUUGGGGCUAACUGUGGAACUGGGGGCCUCGCGUCACUGACUAUGGCUCCUGGGGCCCCAGAAGGGCAAAGAGCGCUUUUUCAUGGAAAUGCUGGAUUUCGUUCACACUUCCCUGCACUGUUCGAACCCGUCCCGGAUGGCACACAAAACACAGAAGAGGACGAAGGGAGACCAGAAGAAAAGGAAGACGAACGUGAUGUGGGAGUUAGCGUGGAGAUUCAGAUUGGACGUAAACUGCGUGAAAUGGGGGAUCAGUUUCAGCUGGAACAUCUUCAGCUGUUCACUCAAAGGGGCCAGAUGGGUUUGUUCCAGCUUGUGACAACACUCUAUAACUUCCUUUUUCCUCAAGAAAGACCCCAGAAUGCAAGAGCCCAUAGAUGAGAGGCCACGGUGCACCUGUUCAGGACCCAACUGAGUUUAACACAGCACUGUAAGAUGUGCAGAUCUGGAUUUACAUGGCUCAAAAAGAAGGUUGCCGCUGGUCGGAGACUUCCCUCCUUUUUCUGAAGAAGCCAUUCUCAAAAUGGAGCGUGGAGGAAAUUUUCUGCAGGUUGCAUAUCAAUCUGAAGAUAUUAAUAUUUUGCCUUAUAUUUCCCCAACACGUUCACAUAUGAGCGGAUCCCAGCGCCUUAAUAAAACCCUCAGAAAGAGAAAGAACUGUUUUAAUAGGCAACAAGCUGUGAGAAUGCUCAAGGUCAACAGCAUUUAAGUAUUUGACACCUACUGAACUCCGACGCACCCCAGAACAGACUCUUCAUCUUUCCCUGCUGGUGUUAUCACGGCUUAUGCUUGAUUCACUGCUGUCAACAUGUUAUUUGGACAGAGUAAAAAGACAUAACGGAUGUGAUGAGAUGCAAGAGGCCAGUAACAUCAUAGCGGACCGACACAGAACUCAAAAAACUUUGUUCAAAUGCAGAAAAACAACUUGAACAUCAGGUUUUAAUACCUGUAUAAUAAUGAUGAGCCAUUUUUGAGAACAUGGGAGAAAAAUAUGAAUUUUGUGAUUUUUAAAUUGGUCAUUUUUUCUUAUUAAGGGAGAAUGUACCAUAAAAUUAUUUACAACAAUUUUACCCUUCUGAAAUAUUAGUUUACCUUAAUGAAUUCAACUGUCAUACAUCGCAGGCUUUACAUAAUGACGUGAUUUCUCUCAGGCACAGAAGUAUUACUUAAGAUAUCAGUGUUUAACGCAUUUCUUAAGUAGUUGGUGACAUUCAAAAUGUGCUCAAAGAGCAAUACACCAAAUCAUAUUUCACAGUACAACUCAAGCGAUAAAUGCAACCAAUAAUCUAACCUACAAGUUACCAUAUAAGAACCUAUUAAAGUUCUAACAAGAGUUGUGUUGGUAUUUAUAUGUCAAUCAAUAGUUAUACAGAGGUAUUUAUUACUGUAAAUGUCUUAAGAGGGAAAGUGUCCUCUGGAUAGCAUAAAUAUGCUUUAAUUAAAGGGUCAGUUCGCACAGAAAUUAAUAUUAUGUAAACUGUUACUCACCCUCAUGUCAUUCCGAGCUUUCCUGUGUUAUUUUCUUUCUUCCAUGCAAAAAAAAGUUUUUGGUUUUCGUUAGGGUAGCGCCAUGUUUAAUUUUGGCGGGAAUGAAAACGAAGCAUUGAGGGAUAUAGAAGUAGUAACGAAACAAAUACAAAAAUUUUAACAUUUAAUUUAGCACAUUUUAUACAGUACAUGCCAUCUAAAAACAGUCCAUCCCCCAGACUCGUUUUGAGCUGCAUAAAAUUAUAAACGGUGUCUG